AUGAAUCUCCUCUGCUGUGCCGCAGUCACUCCUCGCUGCUCGGCUGGGGCUCUAGUCAACACAAAGUCGCACCAGGCGAAGCUGCAGGCGCUCGCGCCGGAGACGGCCGCGACGCUCGAGCGGCUUGCGGAGGAUCUCGCGCGGACUUUGCAGGCCAUUCAAAACGCCGAGCAGAAGGUCAACACCCAAUGCGCCGACGCGGUCGCGCGCUAUGCAGAGAGAAAGGAUGAGCUGAGGGCUCGCAUGGAGGAGUACAACAAGAAUGCUGACACGAUCAACGCGCUGACCAGUGAUCUUCAGUCCGUCUCGGAGGAUCUCGCCAAAGUGAAGGCGCAGAUGGACACCCGAGGUGCGUCGAUGACGGACACAAAGCCGCUGCUCAAGGUGAAGACGGCCCUUACGCAGCUGCGCACCGAGACAAAACAGCUCGAGAUUCGCAUCGGCGUGCUCACUUCGACGCUGACCUCGAAGAAGCUCAAGGAGGCGAGCAUACCGAGGAACUCAGAGGUUUCCAAGCGCGGCGCAGAUUGCGAAGCGUUCCUUGACGACGACGAUAUGGAGCAGCUCUAA
Messenger RNA from Emiliania huxleyi CCMP1516, 570 nucleotides. RefSeq lists its product as hypothetical. Gene Ontology annotation, cellular component: Golgi apparatus; centrosome; intraciliary transport particle B. Bases 1 to 570 code for a protein of 189 amino acids. Lineage: Eukaryota; Haptophyta; Isochrysidales; Noelaerhabdaceae. Gene Ontology annotation, biological process: intraciliary transport; non-motile cilium assembly. The transcript has 2 exons. The record is from RefSeq and is a predicted model, not a curated record.